AUGCUCAUGUACCAGCUUCUGGGCGGGUCCCUGAACCGGGGUCACGUACCGGGGACACCCGGCAACAUGUUCAACUACAGCGGGCCGCGCGGCAUCAAGGUCCGGGGCCAGCUGCUGCCGGAGGAGGUGGAGGCGGCCCGGGGCGACGGCUACCUUGAUGCAGUGCAUGCCGUGGUGGGGACUCCGGAGCUCAUCGCUGCGGCAAUGCAGAUGCCGGGCGGGGUGGAGAUCGUGCAGCAUGCCAAGCUGCUGGUCAUCGACGAGGCGGACGCAUGCGCCGAGGCAGCGACCAAGGCCCUGGACUCUGUGCUCAGCGCCGCCCUGGGACCUGCCAUCAGCCCACGCCCUGCGGUCGUGCUGGUGGGCGCCUCGCUGGUCGCCAGCGCCACGCCCCAGCUCUUCCGGACCCGGGGCUGGCUCAGGGACGAGCAGUCGGUGAUCGUCCCCGGCAGCGGGACGACGCCGCUGGGCCCGCCCGCCUCCGUGCGCCACCGCUACAUCGCGAUCGAGCGGAAAGAGCAGGCCCUGGCCACCCUCUGCCGCCAGCUGCAGGCCGACUACCAGGGGUCCGGCCCCGACGAGGCGCCGCCCCGCACCAUCGUCUUCGCGCCCAGCGAGGCGCAGGCGGCGGCCAUCGCGGACCCACUGCGCCGUGUGCUCUGGGGCGCGGCCCGGCUGUCGGUGCUGCUGCCCGGCGGCGCCGACGCGCUGCGCACGCUGAGCGCCUUCCGCGACGGCUCCGCCACGCUGCUCGUCACCACGCCCGCCGCGGCGCGCGGCCUGGACCUGCCCGCGGUGCAGGCGGUGUACUGCCUGGGCCCGCCGGCCGACGCGGCGCAGCACGCGCACGUGGUGGGGCGCCUGGGGCGGAUCGGCGGCGGCCCGGGGACCGCGACCAGCCUCGUGACCCCUGGGGCCGAGCUGGAGCAGCUGCGUGCCGUGGCGGCGGAGCUGGGGGUCCAGGUGGAGCCCCUGGCGGCGCCGGAGGCGGUGCCGCUGGAUCCCGAGGCGGGGGUGCAGCGCCUGCGCAAGGGCCUGGACGAUCUGUUCAGCAUGUACUGA
Auxenochlorella protothecoides is the source of this 1062-nucleotide messenger RNA. Its product is annotated as ATP-dependent RNA helicase FAL1. The record is from RefSeq and is a predicted model, not a curated record. The coding region runs from base 1 to 1062 and encodes 353 amino acids. The transcript is spliced from 5 exons. NCBI's taxonomy places the organism in Eukaryota, Viridiplantae, Chlorophyta, Trebouxiophyceae, Chlorellales, Chlorellaceae.